AUUACCGUGUAUGUAUUAGCAGGUUAAACUACUUACGAAUCAUACCGUAUUACAAAACAAUUGAACACAUGUUAUGCUCCAACACCAGUUAUGGGACAAACUAAACACCUAACCCGAGCUAGCUAGCUUGGUCAUGUCUGCAUUCACUCUCAAUGGCGCUCUGACUCAGCAGGGCUAACAUUAGCUUAGCCUAGCAGCAACGUUAAGCUUUUGGACUUUUUAACUAUCAAACUGUGGAAAAGAUAAUAGACAAAUGUUGAAAUUACUGACCUGUUGAAGUGAUCGACCACACUGAGCAACACCAAGGGGUGAACGACCACAUUUUCCACCGCUAGCUCCGGCAUUUUAGCAGUGAAGAUAAACAGCUCUCAACAGCCGAUCGCAACACAAUGACGGCUGCUCUACACUUCCGCCUGAUUGUGCCGUAACUUCCGUUUCUCUUGGCAACAGGGAGACGCGGAAAAAAAACAGGACAGUUUUCUCAGAUCACAGACAAAAUGGCAGGAACUGAGCACGCUAACGUUGAGGAUACACUCAAAAGGAUUGAAGCCCAUAAAGGUGUGAUUGGAACAAUAGUUGUCAAUGCAGAAGGUAUUCCCAUCAGAACAACUUUAGAUAACUCCACAACUGUUCAGUAUGCAGGACUUCUUCGCCACCUCGCGAUGAUGGCCAGGAGCACAGUGAGGGACAUUGACCCUCAGAAUGACCUCACCUUCCUCCGCAUUCGCUCAAAGAAACAUGAGAUCUUGGUUGCACCAGAGAACGACUUUCUGCUGAUAGUCAUCCAGAACCCAUGUGAAUAGCUUACGGACAUUCCCAUGAUAGUCAGCCUUUGGUUUAUCACAUGAUGGUGAUUUAUCCAGGCUAAAAUAUAUUCUCCCACUGUGUUAUGUCGCUCCAUGUACUGCAUGAUUCCUUUGUACUUGGAAGUAAGUUGCCUUAAUGUACAGGAUGCACUGUUUGUUUACCUCAUCUCAUUCUUUCAUUUCAUGUUCGUGUGUUGAUAUUGAAUAAUUCUGUGAAAUAAAGCUGCUUGUGUUGUACAAAACUUA
This is a messenger RNA of Eleginops maclovinus (Patagonian blennie), 1052 nucleotides long. RefSeq names its product dynein light chain roadblock-type 2. Lineage: Eukaryota; Metazoa; Chordata; Actinopteri; Perciformes; Eleginopidae. Gene Ontology annotation, biological process: microtubule-based movement. Bases 498 to 803 code for a protein of 101 amino acids. Gene Ontology annotation, cellular component: centrosome; cytoplasm; cytoplasmic dynein complex. Gene Ontology annotation, molecular function: dynein intermediate chain binding. The record is from RefSeq and is a predicted model, not a curated record. The transcript has 4 exons.